This is a messenger RNA of Prinia subflava (tawny-flanked prinia), 2566 nucleotides long. It is a transcript of the gene ZMAT5, whose product is annotated as zinc finger matrin-type 5. The record is from RefSeq and is a predicted model, not a curated record. NCBI's taxonomy places the organism in Eukaryota, Metazoa, Chordata, Aves, Passeriformes, Cisticolidae. The transcript is spliced from 6 exons. Gene Ontology annotation, molecular function: zinc ion binding. Gene Ontology annotation, cellular component: U12-type spliceosomal complex. The coding region runs from base 381 to 920 and encodes 179 amino acids.
GUGGCCGGCGGUGCCGGGGGUCCCUGAGAGGAGAUCCUGAGGAGUUCCGCUCGUCCCUCCCGCCUUGUCCUCAGCAGCCUCCGCUGGGCAACCCCGGGGGCUCUGCCCGGCUUUGUGCGGUGAAACCGGCCCGGCCGUGGCUGCGGGCAGCGGGGCGAGGGGGCUGAGGGGGCAGAGACAGCCCGGGCCAGCCCUGCCCUGCCCUGCCCUGCCCGGGUGUCCGGCCGAGGGUGACAGGGACAGGAAAGAGGCGGUCACUGCCCUCAGCUCUCCCCCGGAAGCAGGCGCUGUAAAUCCUGAAUCCUCCAUUCCCAUGGCUGGGUGCCGAGGAGCUGCCUGAUGGUUCCAGGACAGGCUGAUGCUCUUUUGCCAGGAGAGAGAUGGGGAAAAGGUACUUCUGUGACUACUGUGACAGGUCCUUCCAGGACAACCUGCACAACAGGAAGAAACACCUCAGUGGAGUGCAGCAUCUCCGGGCCAAGAGACUCUGGUACGACUCAUUCCGAGAUGCUGCUGCUAUCCUGCAGGAAGAGCAAACCAAGAAACCCUGUCGGAAGUUUCUGCAAACAGGACAGUGUGAUUUUGGGUCCAACUGCAGAUUUUCCCACAUGACAGAGCAGGAGCUGGAGAAGCUGAGUGCCCAGGUUCAGGGGGAGAAGAGGCUGAAGGAGCUGCAGAGGGAGGGAGCAGAUAUCCCACCUGGCACCAUCGAGGACUGGCUGGAGAAGAGAGCGCAGAGGCUGAGCGCAGCUCAGAGUAACAGCAGCCGCAGUGAUCCGUCGCCGCUGCGGCAGAGCAGGGACGCGGCUGGGACCCCGCUCCUGCAUCCCGCCUGCGCCGGCACCGGGAGCUGCCAUUCCAAACCUGCCCCGAGAAAUCCGUUCUGCCGAUUCCCAUUAAAAUUAAUUGAGCAGCUUUGAAACGCUGAGCUUGGGGGAUGGCGUUAUUCCUUUUAUCUAUUUUUUUCUUUUACAUUAUUGUAUUUUCUAGCAAAUUAAAUUGUCCUCGGUUUGGUUUUUUUUGUUUUUUGGGGUUUUCUUUUCUUCUCUUAUGUUUAUUCACAGUGUCUAUAAUAGACCUGGUUAAAAAUAAAUAUAUAUAUAUAUAUAUAAACACAGAUGUCUCCAAGGCCACGUGGCUCCUUUGGAAAUGCCACUCCGUAAAAAAUCUAAACUUUCUGUGGGGAGAUGGAUGAAAUUUCAUUACGGAUGCGGAGCCUCCCGCACUUUGCGAGGCGGCCGGAAUGAUUUCAUUGCCGUGGAGCCCUUCCCAUUUCCAUUUCUCAUUUGGACAUUUGCUUCAAUUUGUUUGAUAAAUUAAGAAGAUCAAAAAAAAGGCCCCACCCAAACCCCAGUUCCUCCUGGCAUCCCAAAAAUGGGGUGUCCCUUCCAUGGUGCUGCAGGGUGGAAAUUCCCAUGCCGGUGCAAAGAAAUGCAUUUUCUUUGGGAACAGCCAGGGAGUUGAAUGGGGGAUGUCCCAGCCCCGGUGUUUUGGGAUGGGCUCCUCCAGCCCCAUUCCCAUUGGAAGUGCCCCAUAAUGGGGGAGCAGCAGCUUUGCCUGAUUCUCUCCCAGCCCCAGGCAAUUCCCCUGUUUUUAUUUAUUCCUUUAAUCGCUUUGCCAUUAAAAAUGCAUCGCUGGGGGCUCGGGGAGGGCUAUCCAUUAGAUGGGAAUGGGCUCCCACAGUGCACACAGAUGUGAGGCCGUGACAUUCCCAAUGUCCCUCAGCUUGGGGGGCUCACACCAGGGCCAGUGGUGUAAAUCAGGAGUAACAGGGUGCUCCCCACCACCAGCCUUGGGGCAGGAUCCCAGCUUGGCCCUGGAUCUGUGACUCUGUGGAGCCUCUCUGAGCGCCCCAGACACAUCCUGGUCCCUGCUGGAAUUACUGUUAAUCCAGAUGAAUGCACUUCUGGGAAGGGGCUUGGGCAGAGCGUCCUCCGCAUCGAGGCAAAGGGGAGUGGAACAUUCAUCAAACCCAACAUAAAAUAUCAGAGCACAAGAUGUGGAGAGGGGGAUAAAACCACUGGGAUCCGUGGGAAAAGGCAGGACCUAAAGCCGGAUCCACAGCAGGACGUGGGAGCUGCUGGGAAGGAGCCAAGUCCUGCUACCCCAAAGUUUAGGGAUGCUCCAGCCCCUGGAGUCUUGGGUGUCACAACCCCCCAACCAGUGCCCACCUCCCGUUUCAGGAGGACUCAGCAGCACCCACGGGUGUUCCCUGGGCCCCACCCCAUCACCCUCCACCCUGGCAUCUCCAGGAGCCCCCGCAGCCCAGAGCGCUUCAGAAAUCCCAGUUUUAUUUCAGAUCGGAAACAACCAACCAGGAAGAACAAAAAAAACCCCAAAAAAACAAACAAACAAACAAAAAAAAAAACACCACCCCAAAACCCCCAAAAACUCCAAAGAAUGAGAAACAGCCCCAAAUCCGAACCAGUCCGUGCCCAGGUGGGUGCUACAUACAGGCUGGGGGGUUCGGGGCGUGCGGGGCUCCCCGGCCUCGGGGUGGCUCCGGCUCUUCCCAAGGGGGGUCGGCUCAAAGUGCAUCAAGCAGGAGGUCAGGAGUGUCCCCGCA